This is a messenger RNA of Paramecium sonneborni, 994 nucleotides long. Lineage: Eukaryota; Ciliophora; Oligohymenophorea; Peniculida; Parameciidae. The record is from the annotation of a GenBank genome assembly.
AGAUUAUGCAAUAAAAUAAUCCAAUAUAGAUACAUGUUGAAGAUACUAAUGCAGAAGCUACAAUAGCAAAAAUGUAAUAAAUUUAACUAUAAUAGAUCUGCUAUCAAGCAUAAAUAUUUCAAAGAUGAAUUCUCAGAAGAAUUUGUUAAAGGUACUUCUAAAAAAGAUGUUCUUAUUCAUAGAGGUUAUUGGUGUAGAUUUAAUAUAUUCCAUCGAAUAGUUUCUACAUAUAUCAACAAAUAAUAAAAAUGUAAUAUAAUAUCCCUUGGAUCUGGUUAUGAUACUCUUCCCUUUAUUAUGUGGCAAACUUAUCCAAAUAAUUAAUUUACAUAUGUUGAAGUAGAUUUACCUGUUGUAGUUGAUAGAAAAAUUAAGAAACUACAAGAAUCAAAUAAACUUAAAACAUUAUUGGGAGAAAUUAUUAUAUCACAAAAUUAAUUCUCUGCAAAAUCACAAAAUAAAAAUUAUUUAUUAUUUGGAGAAGAUUUAUGUAAUACUGAAUAAUUAUCUAAAUAAUUAUAAUCUAUUGAUUAAACUAUUCCAACUUUAGUUUAUGCAGAAUGUGUAUUAACUUAUAUUAAAACUGAUGCCACUAAUCGAUUAUUAGAUGGAUUAACUAAAUGGUUUCCAUAAUUAACAUUUUUAAACUAUGAAAUGUUUAAUCCAAGUGAUUAAUUUGGUAAAAUGAUGGUUAGAAAUUUUGAAGUAAAAUUAAUUAUUAUAUUUCAAGUUUAGAGGCUGUCCAUUAGUUGGAAUUGAAGCAUUUCCAUCUUUAUAAGCUCAUAAAGAUAGAUUAACUUAAUGGUUUAACUAUGUAGAAAUUCAUGAUAUGAAAACUUUAUAUCAUAUAGGCACUGAUCCUGAAGAAAGAAAAAGAAUUGAGAAAUUAGAAUUAAUGGACGAAUGGGAAGAAUGGAACAUUAUGUAAAGUCAUUAUUUGGUAUCCCUUGCUAAUAAAAAUCAAAAUGAUCUUAUUGUAAGUUUAAAAGCUUGA